Molecule: messenger RNA, 1466 nt
Organism: Hemicordylus capensis (graceful crag lizard)
Lineage: Eukaryota; Metazoa; Chordata; Lepidosauria; Squamata; Cordylidae
Product: butyrophilin subfamily 3 member A3-like
Exons: 12
Coding region: 1-1452 (483 amino acids)
Molecular function (GO): protein binding
Source: RefSeq, a predicted model, not a curated record
AUGGCCACCGUGUUGAAGUCCAAAGGCCUGAACGGGCUGAAAAACCGGCUGAACGGGCCUCUGGCAAUGAUAACAAAGGCCAGAGGUCAGUUUUCAUUCAUUCUACCCCCAAACCUUACCAUUGGAUUCCUUGGAAAAGAAGUAAUCCUACCAUGCCAACUAACAACUGAGACUAUAUCUGAAAGCAUCAGCAUAGAUAUCCACUGGAUAUUUGAGAAAUCAUCAGAAAAAAUCAAUGUGAAGUCCUAUGGUGGGAAAAACAAGGAGGAUAUGCAAGAUGGGAGAUAUCAGGAUCGAGCAGACCUCUUCUAUAAUGAGCUUAAUAGAGGGAACAUGUCUCUGAAGCUGAAGAACAGCCAGAUCUCUGACCAAGGAAAAUACACCUGCAUGGUCUCUCUUGGAGACUGGUUUGAUGAGUUGGAUGUUGAGCUGAAUUUGACAGCUAAUGGAGCAGAGCCUGCUAUUGCCUUGGAACUGUAUAAGGGCCAGGGAAUUGGUCUCACCUGCAGCUCUAGUGGUUGGUAUCCCAAGCCGCAAGUUCUCUGGCUGGACAGCAAAGGGAAACCCCAAACCGAGAAAGCAGAGGCUACAAACAUACAGCAGGAACCAGGAGGGACCUUCAAUGUUUUUUAUCCUUCUACUUCCCCUUGGCUUCCUCCCUUCAUAAUCAUUUUAUUGCUUAGCCUGUGCCUUACUAUUUUUUUGGUGUAUAAACUAAUACAGAGCUAUCAAACAGUGUCUCAAUCUGUAGAGAAGAAGAAUGCAAUAAAAGCAGAACAAGAACACCUAAACCAUGCAAUAGAUAUAGGGAGAACAACAUCCCAAACAGCUGUUGCUGAUCUGCAAAAACGUUCUGCUCGACUCACAGAGGAGCUGGAUUUUAGAAGAGCUCAGUGUCUUGCAGCUUCUGUCAUUUUGGAUCCAGAUUGUAAACAUCCUGAAGUCACCAUCAGUGAAAGUAAUAGGAUAGCCCAACUUAAACCACCUACAGCAGGGCAACCUGUAACUGCUCCUUUUGUGAUGGGGAAGGAGGGUUAUGCUGCUGGGAAACACUACUGGGAGGUGAAGGUAGGUGACAGGUUGGACUGGGAGCUGGGAGUGCUGACUCAAGCUUCUAGGGACAAAGCCAAAAAGGAAAUGUCUGUGGAUUCCCUUGGAGAAGAAUUCUGGACUCUGAGAAGCUGCAGAGGAGACUUAUUUUCAGGCAAGGAUAAGAUUAACAAGAUAGAAGUAUCCUAUUCAGUGAUUGGCAUAUUCUUAGACCAACAGGAUGCAAGAACUAUCUCAUUUUAUAAUGCACUGUUAAUGUUCCAUAUGUGUUCUAUCCCCAUUCAGUCAGAAGAGAAAUUAUUCCCAUUUUUCAGCUUUGGCAAAGCUGCAGAAGACAAAGAUCAGAGUCCACUGGAGAUUAUUCCUGUCAGUGUCACUGUCCAUUCCAAUAAUUUUCAGUAGAAAGAAUUGUUCUG